Carcharodon carcharias (great white shark) is the source of this 2195-nucleotide messenger RNA. RefSeq names its product glypican-5-like. Gene Ontology annotation, cellular component: cell surface; extracellular region; plasma membrane. The record is from RefSeq and is a predicted model, not a curated record. The coding region runs from base 153 to 1880 and encodes 575 amino acids. Gene Ontology annotation, biological process: positive regulation of canonical Wnt signaling pathway; regulation of protein localization to membrane; cell migration. The transcript is spliced from 8 exons. Lineage: Eukaryota; Metazoa; Chordata; Chondrichthyes; Lamniformes; Lamnidae.
GUUAUGCCACUUGAAUGUGCCUCGGCUUUUUACCUUUUGGCUGCUUUAGUUGUGAGGAGGGACCUCAAGUCCGGAGGAAAAUUUAAGGGGUGGGAAAACUUUGACGAAGUUCCACGUUGGGGUUGAUUUUCUUGGCGAAGCUGGGGUUGAAGAUGAAGCGCGCAUCUUGUGUGAGUGUGGCUGUCUUGCUUCUCUUGUUGGGCAGUUUGGAGGCUGAGCCCAACUGUGAGGAAGUAAAGAAAGUUUUCCAGCUGCGGCAGAUCGGACCUUCCAAGUGGCUACCAGAGACCCCUAGACCAGGUUCUGAUCUUCAGGUGUGCACAUCAAAGGAUCCAACAUGCUGCACAAGAAAAAUGGAGGAGCGAUACCAAGCUGCAGCUCGUCAAGACAUUCAAAAUUUACUUCAAACAUCCAGCUCAACACUGAAAUUUUUAAUUUCACGCAAUGCAGCUGCUUUUCAAGAGACGUUUCAGAAUAUCAUUCACCAUGCCGAGAACAACACAAAGAUGCUGUUCAGAACGACCUACCGGAACAUGGCCUUUCAGACAGCUGCACCAAUUCGAGAACUCUUUACUGAUGUUGCACUCUUCGUUUUUGGAUCGGAGAUAAAUGUUGAUGAAUUUAUAAAUAGAUUUUUUGAUAGUCUCUUUCCAUUGGUCUAUAAUCAUCUAAUCAAUCCUGCCCUUACUGACAUCUCCCCGGACUUUGCAGAAUGUGUACGGAUGGCAAGGAAGGACCUAAAUCCAUUUGGUCAUCUUCCAAAAUUAAUAACAACUCAAAUGGCGAAAUCUCUAAUGGCUAGUCAUAUGUUCCUGCAGGCCUUAAAUUUAGGAAUUGAAGUUAUUAACACAACUGAUCACUUGCAGUACACAAAGGAAUGCAGCAGAGCUCUGCUAAAGAUGCAGUUCUGUUCCCAUUGCCAUGGCUUGACUAAUCGUAAACCAUGCAUGGGCUAUUGCCUGAAUGUGAUGAGAGGAUGCCUUGCUAAUAUGGCAGAAAUUGACCUACACUGGCGGGAAUACAUCAGAUCACUGGAGGAACUGUCAAAUGGAAUACAGGGAGCUUAUGAUAUAGAACAAGUUUUGCUGAAUCUCCAUUCAUCAGUGAAUGAUGCGAUUAUGAAUGCACAAAUCAAUGGGCCUAAAUUGUCAGCAAUGGUAAAUAGAGCUUGUGGACAUCCUAUUCGAAAGCCUGCACAAUCUUUAGAUUACCAACCAAAUCCUUACAAUGAUAAACAUGGGCUGAAAAUCACUCAUAAGGAAAAUGAGGAGACAUUAUCCAGCAGGAGAAAAGAGUUCAUCAAUAGUCUGCGAUUAUAUAGGGCUUUAUAUGGUGGAUUGGCUGAUCAGCUGUGUAUCAAUGACUUAGCAGCUGCUGAUGGGCGAACUUGCUGGAAUGGAGAAGAUGUCGUGAAGAGCUAUACACAUCAAGUUGUUGGCAAUGGCAUCAAAGCUCAGUCAAGCAACCCAGAGGUGAAAGUGAAAGGAACUGACCCCAUCAUAAAUCAAAUCAUUGAUAAACUGAAGCACAUCAAUCAGCUCUUGCAGGGAAAAGUGAUCCCCAAGUAUGAGAAAUGGCAUUCAGCAGAAAAGGGCAGUGGGCAAAUAGAUGGUGAUGACAUCCAGGUCAGUGGAGACUGUGAUGAUGAGGAUGGCUGCAUUGCCUCAGGAAAUGGAGAAGUGAAAAAAUCUUUCAAAACUUCUGAACCAGGGCUGCCUGACAAGAAAAAUAGGCACAAUUUCGCUCUGGAUGGUGUUGAUACAACCUCUCGGACAGAAGAUGGUACCUAUUCAAAUAAGCCUGAUGGAGGAGCCAUAGUCCUGAGUGGAAAUGUAAUGAUUACUCUGAUCAGUUUGGUGGCUUUGAUUCUUUUUUGGUAAAUUCACAUUUUUCCAUUUUUUUGCCUUAUGCCUUUUAGUUAAAUAAUGGAAAACUGCAGUGAUGCAAAGAAUAAUGGCAAUGAUGUACUUUUGCUUUUAAAAUACUUCAUGUUUCAAUUGCUUUAGUUUGUUGAAAAUGCGCAGCAAAUUAAAAUAUGUUAGUUUUAUGUAUUUUUAUAACAGUAUUUUGCUGUAUUCAGCUUCAUAGUUUUUUUUCCAUACUUGUUGCUGUAGUGCAAAGAAAAUAUGGCACUACAUGCUGAACCCAACCGAGGCUGACACCAGCUCCUGGCAUCACCUGAGCCAGAAGAAAGC